UAUUAUAAUGUUGUGCGCAUGCGUGUAGAUAGUCUUGCCAUGUGGAAAAUGGACAUUAAUGAUCAAGAGUGAUUGAGCUAUUUAACAGUGGAGGUACCUGCCGAGACUAACCUUACACAAGGAUAUUAGCUUUUAGAGCUAAGUAACAAGAUGGCAGACGACUCAGAGAGCCUGAUCACGGAAAUCGUCGAGGAGACGACUGGAGACGAAGGGCUAUUGCCAAGUGCUAGACCUCGAGGGAGACUGUACUCGUUGAACUCCUCGAGGCUCCCGACUGAUGUCAUCAAACGCAUAGCCGUGGAGCUGAGGCUACCUGGGACUGCCUCGAGGGCAGACACCUACCCUAUGCUGGAGGGCAAGCUGGAAGAGUUGGGACACGAACCAAGGAACGUUCAAGUGAGGCUGGAUGAAGACUCCAUUGAGCUGAUGGAUGCUGAAGGAGUGUUUCUGCAGAUAGAAGUCCCUGCUGAAGAGGAUCCUGCCGAAGAGGAUGGACGCGAAGGAGGCGGAGACCUGCGCGCUCAACUAGACGAAGCCUGCUCUCUGAACGAGUGCCUUCAGAGAGAGGUGAGUGAACUUAAGAUACGGCUUGCUAAAGCCAACACUAGGGUCAAGGAACUGUGGGGCCAGCAAUGUGCAUUGUUGGCCGAGUUUGAUGAACAAUUAGCCGAAGCAGAAGCUAAGAUUGAGCAUCUUAGGGCUGCUAGUACAGGCAGUCCCCCUAGCAUAACCGGAGAAAGAGAAAGAGAAUCUCCCACUGUAUCGGACAUAUUUACUGAGCAACCCCGUAGAAGUAACGCCCAUAGACGAGGCAAGGCCCCACCAGUGGAACCAUUUACUGGGGAGAAUGAAGCCAUUAGGUUUGACGACUGGCUCCCUUCGCUAGAACGUGCAGCCACGUGGAAUGAAUGGGCGGAAGGCGAUCGCCUACUCCAGUUGGCAGGCCACUUACGAAGUAGAGCCCUGCAGGAGUGGGAGCUAAUCAGCGACAGUAAUAAGACAACUUACUCACUAGCUGUAAAAACUUUGAAGUGUAGACUGGAUCCAGGGAGUAAAACCCUAGCAGCACAGGAUUUUCGCCACACGGUCCAGUCAGAAACAGAAAGUGUCGGAGACUUUAUACGCAGACUAGAACGGAUUUUCCGCAUAGCUUAUGGGCGGGAUGGUAUCAAUGCAGAGGCCAGAGAUGCCCUGUUGUACGAUCAACUACAUGAGGGGUUGCGUUAUGAAAAUAAUGAGAGCACCAGGCGUAUCUGGCGUUGACUCCUAUUCAGCUUUAUGCAUUGCAGCAAAGAGUGAGGAGCGUAGGCUCCAGGAAUUGAGGAAGAGGAAACAGUAUCAGAAGCCACCCCCCCAGACCUUCCCAGCUAGAGGAUAUGGGUUUACCAACACCCUCAAUGAGAAGAGACGUGAUGGUAAGAGCGAUAAGCGUACCUGUUUUGUAUGUGAUCAACCCGGUUAUUUUGCCAACAACUGCCCCUCUAGACGCACAGCUAGAGAGCUGAGGUAGAAAUCUACCAGGCAGCCAGAAAUCAGCCCCGGUGCAGACUAUGAGUGGGUUAGAACCUGAGGCAUCUGAUAGGAUGGAGGACAUGUUAGAAAUGCUUCUCUCUGACUCAGACGGAGAACAGGUUCAACUGGUACACAGGGUAGUAGUGCUAAAGGAGCCACAGUCCAGAUUCAAGGAGUCCCAGCAGUAGGUGUGCUAGAUAGUGGCUC
Halichondria panicea is the source of this 1719-nucleotide messenger RNA. RefSeq lists its product as uncharacterized. The transcript has a single exon. The record is from RefSeq and is a predicted model, not a curated record. NCBI's taxonomy places the organism in Eukaryota, Metazoa, Porifera, Demospongiae, Suberitida, Halichondriidae. Bases 151 to 1263 code for a protein of 370 amino acids.